AUGGAUCCCGACGCGCAAUAUUGGCAACAAAUUGUGGGCACGAUGGAGGAGGAGAUGGUUCGGGACAAUAACAAGCAGAUGAUGGUUGCAUUGGGGUUGAUCGGCUUUGGGUACGCGGAGGCUAAGCGGCAGAAACCAAACCGUCUGUACAUGUGUUGGCCCCAAAUCCCUCCCAAUUCAUGUGUCAAUACACCCUGGAAAGCCAUGUACGUCAAUGGGAGCGAUCGCGCAUUCAUCACCACUAUGGGUAUUGACACAGACAUGUUCAGCCGGGAACGCUGUCGAACGAGGGAAGCACUAGACCGGUGUGCUGCGGACGGCGCUUGGUACAUCCAGAAGCACAACCAAGUGGUGCUCGACCAAGCGUUCCGAACUUCUCAGGAGACGAUCCUGUUCUUCAGCGUGAACAAAAGCGGCCAGUUCUACGGCUAUGCCAAAAUGAUGAGCCCAGUGGCACCGACUAUUUCCAUCGGACCUGAUCCCAUGGCAGACGACACGAAUGCGGGCGAUGAGUCUCCGGGCCUGGUCGUGCGAGUCACAACGCCUUAUUGUUUGGAGAACUCGAUCACGUUGGAGCCCGUCAGCAUCGAUCCCUCAGCCCCAGGCGAUCACCCCUGCCGACUUCGCAGCAAUCUGGGCCUGAUUCCCAGCAGUACGUCCAACCUGAGCCGGCUCACGUUCAACGACCCAGCGCUCAGUGAAGGACAACUGCGACCGGCGCCUGAGCUCAGCGGCCAGUUCACUGUCGAAUGGCUGUGCUGGGAGCCUCUACCCUUCAAACGCACGCGCGGCAUCAUCAACAGCUGGAAUCGAGGGCGUGAAAUCAAGAUCUCGAGGGACGGGACUGAACUCGAGCCGAGUGCUGGAGGGGCGCUGAUAGAGGUUUGGAAAUCGUGGCUUACCGAGCCUAGUCGUCACCGGCGCAGAUGA
Molecule: messenger RNA, 930 nt
Organism: Mycena citricolor
Lineage: Eukaryota; Fungi; Basidiomycota; Agaricomycetes; Agaricales; Mycenaceae
Source: the annotation of a GenBank genome assembly